AAUUUCAAAACAUGUGAAACAACCCGACUUGGGGAAGAUCAGAAGAGACGGAGGAAGAGUAAACGAGAAAUUGUUAUCAGCAAUCGAAGCACUGCAGGAAUUAUCGAGCUCCUCCGCGUCCGCCUCGGUUUCCACCACCUCCGCGGUGUCCUCCACGUCCUCCUCGUCCACCACCACGACCACGGGAUUGCUCGCGCUGCUGUUGACGACGAACUUCGUUGACUUCAGUUUUCACGAGAUCGACCACCUGGAAGAAUGGGAAAUGUUAUGUUGUCGAAGAGAAAAUCAGGUUCAAUGGCUGAUGAUACCGGAGAACAUCCGGUAUGCUUCAACUGCACAUUACGAGUCGACCAAACCAUUCAUGUCAAAUGCUUUGAAUGUCCUCUGCGAAUUUGUAUCCUCUGUUUCCAAUGCGGCGCGGAAUCACCACCACAUCGCCGAGGUCACAAUUACGAGCUUGUCAAGCCAACAAGUAAUCCCGAAGCAAUGAGCUGGACACACGAAGAUGAAUUCGAAUUGUUAAAAGCUGCUCAUAAAUUCAAGAUGGGAAAUUGGGGAGAAAUAGCUGAAAGUAUUGGUCGCGGAAGAAAAGAUGGUCAUAAUUGCAAGGAUUACUUUGAAAAACAUUUCGUGCGUGGAUGGAUUGGACAAUUUUCCAUAAAAAGUUCAAGUUGGGAUCGAAUUAAAUAUGGGAUGUAUAUAAAUCAAACAUUAGACAGUGUGCUACAAAAAAACUGUUUGGAAUCAACGGAAAGAAUGCUUCUGAUUCGAGACGCCGUUCGUGCAUCUGGAGAAAGCUGGGAUGAAAACGAUCCGAAACUUGCGAUAAAAGUGCAACAAGUAUUAGAGCAGUAUGUGCAAAAAGUAAUCGAUGGUGACAUUGAAACCAAGUAUGAGCGCCCAAAAUUCCUUACAAAUCAAUAUGAGACGGAGCUUAGCCCAGAUGACUGUGAUCCUGAUAAUGAAAGAGAUAUGAAAUCGAAGCGAUCAGUAAAACAGGAAAUAAAUACUGAUGAUAGUGAUAAUGACAAUUCGCCGGGCCCGUCUUCCAGUUGUCGGAAAAAGGGGCCUCCGAGUCCAAAGAGAAGAAAAACUACUCGAGUUAUGAGAGAAUCAAGCAGUGAUUCGGACGAUGAUAAAAGUCAAGCUUCUGAUAAAGACACCUACCACGGCAUGGAACGCGAAACAGAAGAAGAAGAUCCUCCAAGCGCUUUUGAGACUGCACAGGAAUUUGAUACAGAAGAUGAAGAAGAAGAGAAAAAACCAAAGAGAGGAACAGCUUCGAGCUCAAAGAGACGAAAGCGAAGGAGGAUGUGGGUUUCGAAAAAAGAUAGAAGAUUGCAUGAAUUCCGUAAAAAGAUGAACCAAGAAGUUAAAGAGCUCAGAAGUGCAUAUCCUCGUCUACUUCAUGAAAGUGGUGUAUCAAAGUCGGAAACUCGUCCAAAAAUGAGAAGAAGUGAUGAGUUGAAAAUUCUUGGAUACAAUAACGAACGUGAAGAAUUGGAGUGUGAAUGGUUCAAUGAAGCUGAACAACUUAUCAGUCGCCUCACAAUAUCUGCUACGGAACCUCAGAAAGAUCAGAGACUCGAUAUGGAAAAUGAUAUUAAGUUCGCCCGUUUGAGACAUUACGUUCGUCUACUCGGAAUUCGGAAGGCUAAACGAAAUACUGUGCUUGAACAUGACAAGAUAAAUGAAUUCAUGAAAUUCUACCAAGAAGCAUGCUACGCAGCAGCCAAACGUCCAGUGAGCCAGCAGGAGAUAAUGGAUUCACGUACUGAAAAGGAGAAGCUAUUGGCAAUGACUCAACAAUUCCUGACUAGAGACGAGUAUCGUAGCCUACGAGCAUCCAUUGAACGUAUCGAUAAUGUAGUGGAACGGAUCGAAGUACUUCAGGAUCUUCAGAAAAACGGCGAGACCACUCUCAAGAAUGCUCCAGUUGAACGCAAAUCGAAGAAAAAGAUGAGAAAAAUCGAUUGUGAACAGAAGAAAAAGAUUGCUACCGAAUGGAGCAAGUUUAAAAAGUGGCACACUGAAGGAUGGGAGUAAUUUUAUCUCGUAUUCGAUUACCUAUUUAUAACAUAUUAUUAUUAAUUUUCCCCGUCUCUGUUUGUCAUAUUUAUUUUCACUUUCUAAUUCAUUUCCAUCCCUUGAUUCUCUAACUCAUUACAAGCUCUGUACAAUUAUACAAUUACUCCACCGUCAAAAAUCUGUAUUAUGUUUUUUUUUUCAUAAUUUCAUUUGGUCCUAAUACAUGUCUUCUCAACC
Messenger RNA from Caenorhabditis elegans, 2265 nucleotides. It is a transcript of the gene ada-2, whose product is annotated as SANT domain-containing protein. The coding region runs from base 256 to 2046 and encodes 596 amino acids. The record is from RefSeq and is marked reviewed. The transcript has 8 exons. Lineage: Eukaryota; Metazoa; Nematoda; Chromadorea; Rhabditida; Rhabditidae. Gene Ontology annotation, cellular component: nucleus; SAGA-type complex. Gene Ontology annotation, biological process: positive regulation of DNA-templated transcription. Gene Ontology annotation, molecular function: zinc ion binding.